Molecule: messenger RNA, 2471 nt
Organism: Osmerus eperlanus (European smelt)
Lineage: Eukaryota; Metazoa; Chordata; Actinopteri; Osmeriformes; Osmeridae
Gene: wbp2
Product: WW domain binding protein 2
Exons: 8
Coding region: 140-931 (263 amino acids)
Biological process (GO): positive regulation of DNA-templated transcription
Cellular component (GO): nucleus
Molecular function (GO): chromatin DNA binding; transcription coactivator activity
Source: RefSeq, a predicted model, not a curated record
GUGGGUGUAACGCAUGCAGGAAGUGCAGGUGCAUCAUCAGCAUCAACACAACAGUUGCGUGUGCAGGCAGACAACAUUCACCUCUUUUCGGUUUUGUUUUUAGACAGCGGCAUAGUGUUUCGCUCUUCCGUACACAGCGAUGGCUUUGAAUAAGAACAACUCUGAAUCCGGAGGUGUCAUCAUCAACAACAGUGAAAGUGUUUUGAUGAGCUUUGAGAAUGUGGAGCUGGUCUUCUGUGAAGCAGACUCCCUCCCUGAAGCCUUCAGGAAGAACAAGAAGGGAAGCAUAUAUCUGACUCCCUACAGGGUGAUCUUCCUGACCAAGGGUCGCGACGCUCUACAGUCCUUCAUGAUGCCCUUCUACCUGAUGAAGGGAUGUGAGGUCAAACAGCCAGUACUGGGGGCCAACUACAUCAAAGGCAUCAUCAGCGCCGAGCCCGGAGGAGGCUGGGAGGGCUCUUCCUCCUUCAAGCUGGUCUUUGCGGCGGGAGGCGCCAUCGAGUUUGGACAGUACAUGCUCCAGGUCGCAGCGCAAGCCUCCAGAGGGCAGCCAGUGGCUGGGGGCUUCGGGGGAUGCCCCUACAUGGCUAACGGGGCCUACGCCUACCCCCCUCCCCCUACCAACGGGAUUUACCCAGCUGGGCCUCCCCCGGGGUACUCCUACCCCAACCCCCCUCCUGCAGGUGCAUUCUACCCCAGCCCCCCAGCGUUUGAAGGCCCCGCUGCCUACAUGCCCCCUCCCCCCUACUCUGCCCCCCUGGGACAGCAGGCCCCCCUGCAGCCAGACCUGCCCUCCACACCCGCAGCUGAGGCCAAAGCAGCAGAGGCAGCAGCCAGUGCUAGCUGUGCCACGCUUCCCCCAACCCAUGUCUACCUACCACAGGACAAGCCCCCUCCCUACUCUCCUCCGGAGGACAAGAAGACCCAGUAGUGUUGCAGUUUCACAAACCCCCCACCCCUCCUCCCCCAUUGCUGGGAGCCCAUCCUACAAUCCCUCCUUCCCUUUGUUGUCUUCUCGCCUGGGUGAUGGUAGACCUGCUCAUUAUGUCUCUUUUGUCGUCUCCCAUACCUUCCUGCCUCUCCCCAUCCUCGUCCUCAUCUUCUCAUCGUCAUUCUCUCCUUGCCCUCUCCUCAUCCUCUCCCCAUCCUCGUCCUCAUCGUCAUCCUCUCCUUGCCCUCAUCCUAUCCUCGUCCUUCUUUUUACACUCCUUCUCUCCUCCUCCUACAUAUUCCUCCUGAUGGUUCUUGCUGUCCUCAGCCACGCUCCACCCCCUCCCCUCAGCUACAAUACAGACAAACCUGACGCCAACUGAAACACACAGCAUUUCCGUGUCUCUCAGACUGGAUGACGUGAAUGUCGUUUGAGCCAAAGUUGUCAGGUUUUGAGAAUGUUCGAGGUUGGGAAUGUGAUUCAGUCGAUAAUCCAGAUACUAACGACUUGGCUAAAACUGACCGAUUGCUGCCCUAGGCGUCAGAUGCAAAGUCAAUGUAGAUAUGGAAGAAAAAAAGAAAAGAAAGAAAAAACAUUAAAAAAAAAAUAGAAAGCUUAACAUUUAUUUCAUAUGACUGCUGAUCUAUUGAACUGGACAGAAUGAAGUAAUUACUUUGCUACUCUUUCCAGGUCGAGCUAAAUGCAGUGUUUCAUUUUUCUAAUUUAUGUCUUGAGUGUACAUGCUUUUGGUCAUUCAUCUUCAAAGUGAGAAAGAGAAUAGCUGUGUGUAGGCAGACUAGAUCUCCUGGGAAAACAGGGUUCAUCUCAACACGUGACUAACCUAACUACUACAAAGGGGGGGGGGGGGGGGGGGAGCUGAUAUUAGGUAGUAAUGAACAAUGCCAAAGCAGAAUAGCCGGUAUUGUGUCUGUCAUGUCCAGCGGUGCAUCCCUGAUCCCAGAUUAAAGCUCCCCUCUGGGGCAUCCAGGCCAGGGGUGACGCCCUGCUUUUACCCGGGGAUUAUCGUGUGUGAGAGUAUAGAUCCAAGCGAUGUCACAUCCUGGCCUGCCACUGCCCUCUCCAUGAACAUUCAAGAACACGCGCACGCUGCGUUCCGGACUCCCUGGGAACAGUCUGGAACCUGGCUGGUAGUCACAUGGAACGACAGCAGUGCUUCUAUUUCUUUGUUCUUUACUGACACACGUUUGAGGUCAAUCUCUCAAAAUCUAUUCGGAGCACCUUAGUAGUUGGGCCUCUCUCUGUACAGCCGUCUUUCUGUGUUUGUGGCACGAAUCGGGUGGCUGAUUCGUCGCACUUUCAGAACGCCAUGCAUCAGAACCCAGUUUGCUCUGUCAUCGCUGUGUGUCUAAUAAUAGUUAUACGUAAUAUAUGGCUAUUUAUUUCACUCUCUCCCUUCUAAGUUAUUUAGUAUUUUAUUAUUAUGAAUGGUCAAAUGUAUUAUUGAACUAACUAAAAGCAUGGUAUCAGUUGUGAACUUAACACAGUAUGCAUUGGAUUUUAUUAAACUGAUCUUCUGUGA